CAAUAAUGUCUGCAAUCUUUCCAGUUUCCUCAUAUCAAUCUUCAAGUUUUCCCAUCACUCUUCUUCCAUUUUUUCUCUCUCAAUAUUCUUUACCUAAGAAUAUAAUAAACUCUAUCUCUGUCCUUACCGCUGAUCCGAAUAUCGCCAAAUGAAUUCAUCCCCAAAUUCUUGCCGCACAACUCGUAGCUUUUAGAUUCUCUUAUUAAUUUUUUCCGCAAAAAAAAAAAAAAAAAGAAUAGUGAUAAAACCACCUUUUACCCAUUGAUUUUCGCCUUUACCAAACUUUUCAUCCACUUUUCUUCUUUCCAACUUUCUCCAGAAAAUGCAGUUGAAUUCAUUUCUGUUUGGAUUAACUGGUUAAUGGGCAUGGCUUAGUUUUUUUAAGCAGCUUCGUGUUCGUGUUAGUGUGGUCAGUUGUGAGAUAAGUGUUUGCUUUUUUGCUUCCAUCAUUUGGAGCACAGAAGUUCCCAUUUUUUCAGUUUGGAUUGUUUACUUUUGUGACAACUAGUUUUUUUUCUCCAUGUGUUUCGUGGAUCUGGGUGAUGGGUGGGACAAUCGGCGAUGAGAUUUAGUGAUAAGCAAAUAUUUUUGAGUAAUCUGCUUUUUAUUUCAUUUAUUUUUUUUGAGUAAUCUGUACGUUGAAUUGGAUUAUGAGCUAAAGAGGGGAGAGAGGAUACUGUAGUCUUUCAUCAUAUCUUGAUUCGGAAUUAUAACCAUGGAUAAUGUUAUCGGUGGCAAGUUUAAGCUGGGGCGCAAGAUAGGUAGCGGAUCGUUUGGUGAACUUUAUUUGGGUAUUAAUGUGCAAAGUGGAGAAGAAGUGGCUGUCAAGCUGGAAUCUGCACAGACCAAGCAUCCUCAACUUCACUAUGAGUCAAAAUUAUACAUGCUUCUUCAAGGAGGAACUGGUAUUCCGCAUCUGAAAUGGUUCGGAGUUGAGGGUGAAUUCAACAUUAUGGUUAUUGACCUUCUUGGACCAAGCUUGGAAGACUUAUUUAAUUAUUGCAAUCGGAGAUUUUCUCUGAAAACAGUAUUGAUGCUUGCAGAUCAAUUACUAAAUAGAGUUGAAUAUAUGCAUUCGCGGGGCUUUCUUCACCGUGAUAUAAAGCCUGACAACUUUUUGAUGGGUUUAGGUCGCAAAGCAAACCAGGUGUAUAUCAUUGAUUAUGGGCUUGCAAAGAAAUUUAAGGAUCUUCAAACACACAAGCAUAUACCAUACAGGGAGAACAAGAAUCUUACAGGGACCGCUCGCUAUGCUAGUGUUAACACUCACCUUGGAGUUGAGCAAAGCAGAAGAGACGAUCUGGAAUCCCUCGGUUAUGUGCUUAUGUAUUUUCUACGAGGAAGCCUUCCCUGGCAAGGCUUAAAAGCAGGAACCAAAAAGCAGAAAUAUGACAAGAUCAGUGAAAAAAAGAUGCUCACACCUAUAGAGGUGCUUUGCAAAUCUUAUCCAUCUGAGUUCACUUCAUAUUUCCAUUAUUGUCGAUCAUUGCGUUUUGAGGACAAACCAGAUUAUUCAUAUCUGAAGAGGCUUUUCCGUGAUCUAUUUAUUCGAGAAGGUUAUCAGUUUGACCACGUAUUCGAUUGGACAAUAUUGAAGUAUCCACAGAUUAGCUCCAGCUCUAGACAACGACCAAAUCUCAAAGCAGCUCUAAAUGCCCCUGGACCAUCUGCUGAGAGAGUUGAAAGGCCUUUAGGGGGACAGGAUAUCCGAGAUAGAUUUUCUGGUGCAGUCGAGGCAUUUGCUAGACGAAAUGGCUCCGGUCUUGGUGAACAGGCUAGACACAGAACCUCAGAUGAUGUGCCAUCACCCAAGGACAUGCACCCUGAUUCUGAAAGACCUUGCUCUUCAUCUCGAAAUGGAAGUACGUCAAAAAGGGCUGUUGUUUCAAGCAACAGACCAAGCUCUUCUGGUGAUUUUACCGAGAAUCGGUCAAGCAGAUUAGUUUCAAGCAGUGCUCGCCUCUCCAUGACACAAAGGGUUCAACCUGGAUUUGAGUCUAAAUCAACUUCGUUUGCUCGUACUGCAGCCACUAGAAGCGGACGUGAUGAUGCACUUAGGAGCUUUGAGCUUCUUACAAUUGGCACUGGAAAAAGGAAAUAAGUGGUAGGGAGUACAUAUGGUAAGAAGGAACCAGUUAUUUCGAGGUUAUAAAGUUUCAUAUCUCAAAAACUCCACUCUGGUUUCACUGCAGCUACUCUGUGCACAUAUAUAUCUGCUUUUGCUGGGCUUCAUCCACAAGUUUACUUCAGUCAAAUUUAUCCAUAGACCAGUUGGGAACUCUGCAUAUACCUCAUCAGGGAUUCUGAUUAGUGGAAUUAUAUUCCCUGUAAGACUUCCUGAAGAGUAGAGAUAAAUGAUCUCACUCUGGGGAAUUGUUCAUAUGUUUAAAACAUCGCUAGUUUUAAUAAUCACCUUCUUUAUGAGUUUCUUUCAGAACAAAAUAAUGCUUAAGAACAAACUAAAGCCUGCUUUGGGCUUCUCUCUGAUGUUUUUUUUAUUUCACAAUGCUUUUCACAUUAUCUGUUGUGAAUGUAUAAAGUUAGCGUUUCUGCAGAGCCUUUGGUCGGUUAGCUUGAGAAGAUGGCACUACUGAGUGAUUGAUUAUUUGGGCGAUUGAUAAUCCACGUACAUAACUUUUAUGAA
Molecule: messenger RNA, 2644 nt
Organism: Carica papaya (papaya)
Lineage: Eukaryota; Viridiplantae; Streptophyta; Magnoliopsida; Brassicales; Caricaceae
Gene: CKL10
Product: casein kinase I-like 10
Biological process (GO): protein phosphorylation
Molecular function (GO): ATP binding; protein kinase activity
Source: RefSeq, a predicted model, not a curated record